AUGCACACUCCGAGCAUACUGACGCUGCUGGCAGUAGGUCUGGCGGCGCGGGUGGCUCUGUUGGCUUGGGCCGAGUGGCAGGACGCCGUCUCGCCGGUCAAGUACACCGACAUCGACUAUGCCGUCUUUACCGAUGGUGCGGCCGCAGUGGCUGCAGGCGGCUCGCCGUAUGAUCGCGCCACAUACCGGUACACGCCGCUGCUGGCGUGGCUGCUGGUUCCUAACGUCACAUGCUUUGCCCUCUGGGGCAAGCUUGUCUUUGUCGCCGCCGACAUGCUCGUCGCUUGGCUCCUUGCCGCGACACUCGCCGCCGCUGGCUGCCCGGAGCCGGCCCGCGCCCCGGCAGUCGCCGCUUGGAUCCUCAAUCCCAUCGUCGCUGCCAUCUCUACCCGCGGCUCGGCCGAGGCCCUCAUAGUUCUUCCGGUCAUCGCCACCGUCGCCGCACUCGCCGCCCGCCGUGACGCGCUUGCCGGCGCCCUCCUUGGCCUCGCCGUCCACGUCAAGCUCUACCCGGUUGUCUACGCCCCGGCCUUUGUCAUCGCCCUCGCCCCGCCCGGCCCGCCCUCGCUCACACGCUGGGUGUGGGCAAACUCUCGCGCCUGGGUCUUUGGCCUCGCUGCUCUGGCCUCGUUUGGCGCCCUCACCGCGAGCAUGUACUACCUCUACGGCGAGACUUUUCUCGAUCAGGCCUUUCUUUACCACGUCCGGCGGACCGAUCCACGCCACAACUUUUCGCUUUACUUUUACCCCAUGUACCUCGCUGACACUGCUGGUGCUCCCGCUCCUGAUGCUGCCGCACCGGGAGCCCUCGGCCUCGCCAUCCGCCUCCUCACCUCGCCGUUUGCCCCGCAAAUGGCCCUCUGCGCCAUCCUCGGCAUGACUCUGGCCCGUAUCCAUCUUCCCUCGGCGCUCUUUGUCGUCACCCUCGCCUUUGUUGCCUUUAACAAGGUCAUCACCUCGCAGUACUUUGUCUGGUUCUAUGCCCUCCUCCCGCUCGCCACCCCUGCGUCCGAUCUCUCCUGGCGCGGCUGGAUCGCCGUCUUUACCACCUUUACCGCCGGCCAGGCCACCUGGCUCUCACGUGCCUAUCAUCUCGAGUUUGCCGCCGACCCCUCGAUGUUCCCGCAGCUCUGGUGGGCCUCGGCACUCUUCCUCCUCCUCAACGCUUUCCUCAUCGCGCACCCCGCCAUCUCCACCUCUAGCACGGCCUUUGAGCGCGCCAAGGAAUGGCGCCGCAAGCUGGCCAGCGAGAAAGAGUUCGGAACUACAGAGCCAACGGUGCUCUCGACUGCGGUACUCAAUGCCUCAUCGUCGUCGGCCUUGCCUGGUCCGUCCACCUGGGCAGGCGUCUCAGCCUUCCACGUCUCCGAGGGCCUGGUCUCGGUCCCGGGCAGCUCGACGCCACCGCCCUCGGGCCGCCGUCGCCGCCGUCCGCCACCAGGCUCUGCGCGUGCCGCGCAAGCGCCCAGAACUCCUGCUACGCACACUCCUGCCGACGGUGACGUCUCAGGCUUGCUUGACGCUGACGCCGGCACUGCCGGCCAACCGUCGACCCUAGCUGCCGAUCACCGCCGCCGCCGGGCUACCGCGUCAACGCCCGCAGGCGCUGUCGACGAGCCCGUGCUUGAGCCCAAAGACCGCGAGCUUGUCGAGCGCCACGAGGCUAUGUACGGCCGCGCCCGAGACCAGCCGCCCCUCGGCUCACCAGGAGGCUCAAGCAUCCCGCGCCGCCGCCGCCGCCCGCCGCCCGGCUCAGCCCGCCAGCCUGCCGCCGCUCCUGCCGCCGCACAGCCCGCUACAGGCGUGCCGCUGGCCCGCAACCCGGAUCAGACCACCCGAUUUGACCCGGCCCGCCGCUCGCCGACCGCAAAGCGGGUGCUCCAGACUCAGGCCUCCGCCGCCGCCCUCGCCGAGGGCCAGCUCUCCGGAGAGCGACUUCGGCAGCUCGCCCUGCAGCGCGGCGGCUUUACCGGUGGCAUCCAGGAUCCGCAGGCUGAGGCUGACGACGAGUAUGCGCUCCGCCCUGCCUUUACCUUUAAGGCUCCCAUCUCUGACGACCCUGUUGUUGCCCGGCUCCGCCCGCACGUUCUCGGCACCAUGUCCGACGUCGCUGCCAACGCCUCCGCUGCCCGCGGCCCGUCCGCGUCCGGCUCUGAUCUCGAGGCUGCACGGCCUCCGGUAUUCGACCCCGAGGCCGACGGCCUCUAUGUCGGCCGCCAGCCGCAGCUGGGCAAGCGCAACUGGCAGGCCAUGAAGACCCGCCUCGGCCUCGAGGACGAGCUCGCUGCCUCGGAUCCCGGCGCAAAGUCGCUCACGCGCUGGCUCCGUGACGGUGAGCUCGUCGUGGAGGCCGACUUGCUCAAGGACCGUGUCGAGCGCCCGACUCACUUCCCCACAGACACCGACGUUCUUUUCCAGGUUGUGCAAACCAAGCCGGUGCCGUCGGCCCAGGGAGUCGUCCUCGAGUCGCGACCCAACUUCUUCACCCUCAACGUCGCCGUCGAGGACGUCGAGUUCCUCGACCACCCGCUCUUUCGUGAGGAGGAGCUCCUCGCCCGCGCCCUGCAGCUCAUGUACGCCAAGUACGUUUCGCUCCGCGAGCGCGACCUCGUUGUCUACUGGUCUCUCCGCCUCGCUGCCCUCACCGACGCUCUCGCCGCCGCCCUUGCCGAUGCCGGCUCAGACGGCUCAGACAACGACGAGAACAAGGGCCUUGCCCUCGACACCUCGCUGGAUGCCUCGUUCAUGCGCCGCUCAGCCACAGGCAAGCACGCCCGGUUGGGCCCUGUCUCUCUCACACGCUCGCAGUCGUACGUCUUUCAGGUUGAUCAGGCCGACCUCGAAGCCAUGCAUGCCGAGGACCAUGCCUCUCACAUCCGCAAGCUCAAGCACGACAUUCGCGAGGCCCGUCGCAACCUCGACAUUGUCGAGCUCGACGAGCGCGUCGUCAUCUACGACAUGAUUCAGACCUGGACUCUGCUCAAGGCCCAGCGCGCAGACCAAGGCCUCGUCGCCACCCCUGUCCGCCUCGUCUUCCGCACCACCGCCACCAACGAGGCCGAAGACCGUGAGGCGCGCGCUCGUGAGAUUGAGGACCGUGUCGCCGAAGCCGCCGAUGAGGCCGAGGCUCUGCACCAGGCUCAACUCGAGGCCUACGCCGCAGCCAUGGCCGAGUAUGAAGCCCAUUGCGCCUCGGCCGCUCAACAAGAUCCGAACAACGAGGACGCAGACGCAGAUGAAGACGAAGACGCUGCUGGCCCGUCGGCUGCCGCAGACGCUGGUGACGCAGCCGAAAACUCGCCACGCCCAGCUCUCGAGCCGCCGUCGCCGCCGCCGCCGCUCGACUUUGACGCCGACGCUGCACGCGCUCAGAUCGAAGAACACCUGACAGCCACCAAGCGCGCACCGGGCGCUCCCAUCCUUGUCCCAGUCCUCUCCCUUGACAUGCCGCUCACUGCAGACGACCAAGUCUCGGCCGCCGAGGCCUCACGUCGCGCAGACCUCCGCAAGGUUGCCUGCCACAUCAGACUCGUCGCCAAUGAGGUCAAUGUGACCGAGACCUCGUCAGCCAAGCUAGUCUGGCCUGACCGGUCUAUUCCGUUUCACGAGGGCUUUGGCCUGCAGCUCUUUUCCUGGCCGCAGCUCAAGCUCCAGCUCUACUCGUCGGGACUCUUCAAGUCGCUUCUUGCCGAGACCGAGCUGAGCGUGCCUGGUGAGGCUGGUGCGCUGCAAGUGGGUGAGAACGCCGACUUUGAUGCAUACUACCUCGUUGCGCCGAGCGCCAUGAAGACCCAGAGCUCGUCGCACACCACCUCGCAAGCCGUCUCGCUCCUUGCCAAGUACCUGCCGCGCAGCGCGCGACAGGCGCUCAUCGGUGACGCCGAUGCCGGUUCUGGCGACACCCUCUCCCGCCACACCGUGGCCAAGGUCCGCGUCAGGCUGGCGUGGGGCGCGUCGCCGACGUCAGACGGCCUUGCAGCCGCGCCUCGCCGCCCUCCGGGCCUUCACCGCUUGGCGCUGCCGAACUCGAUCGACGCGCUCUCGUCUUGGGCUUGCGAGCAUGACAUGGAUCCGUCCGAGCCGCAGAACGCUGCUGUCCUCGAAGCGCUCGCCGGCGGCUCGACCGCCCUUGCCACACCGGCCAACAUUGAGCGGCUCAAGAACUGGGUCCGCGACUUUGACCUCGAUCCCAACGACCCGCGCAACGCCACCGUCCUUCAUCUGCUCUCUGGCCUUGGAGGCACCAUCAGCAAUGACUCGGGGCUGGCCAGAGCCGUCGGGCCCGGCGGCUCGCCCAAGCGUGGUGCCAAUGUGUUUGGCGCCCUUCGUGGUGGCGCAAGUUCCGCUGCCCAGUUCCGUACCGGCGCUGCUGCCCACAACCUAGUCCUGCCUGGGGCCUUUGCGCCCGGCCAGCGCAGGCUCGAUCUUCUUGCGCUUCGCUGGCAGCGGCCUAUUGCGUACUCGGGCCCGAUUCCGCUGGAGGACUCGGCCAUUCGGGAGGCAUGGUUCGACGCCGCCAACGACUCGACUGAGGUCGUCAUUGCACGCGACCAGUAUGUGGCGCGCGUCCGUGAAAUGACCGCCACCGCCGGCUCGCGCCGUGGCUAUGACUCACGCAGGGCGUACGACUUUGCCGAGGUUGUCGCCGAACGGCCGCCGCCAACCUUUGGCCUCGCCUUUGCAGGCAUUCUCGAAUGGUUCCAGCCGCGGCGCCGGUUCAAGCCGACGCGCGAGACUCGAAUCGCCAAGACCGUGGCUGUCCACCGCGCCGAGCUCGUCAUCAAGGUUGUUCGCGGCUACUCGAUUCCCGACCGCGAGCCACUUGCAGGCGAGCUGCCGGGUGCCAACUCGCCGCUGGAGCACACCUUUGCGCUCGGUGCAGGCGCCGCCACUGGCGCGUCGACUGGCAACAUAACGUUGCCCGGCAACGCGCCUGAGCCCGAGAAUCAGGUCGAGCCUGUGGUCCAGAUCCGGUUCCAGGACUCACUCGAGUGGACCCACAAGUCGCUCGGCGCCAAUCCGGUUUGGAACGACACAAUUGUGUUCGACAUCACGCCGCCCGACGGCAACUUUAAGCCCGAAGUCCUUGCCACCAUGCAAGACGUGGUCUACUUCAACAUCUUUGACUCCAAGGUCGCGCCGUUUGAGAACUUUAUGGACGAAGACGAGCUCAAGUUUAUCAUUCCGCGCCACAAUGUGUGGCUCGGCACCUUUGGCCUUCCCUUCUCCACCAUUUACUCCAACUCGCUCCUCCAGGGCCGGUUCCACGUCAACGUCCCGCUGGUCUCGCCGGGCUACGUCCGCGAGCGUGCGCCGGCAUCGGUCGCUGUCGAGCACAUCUCGCCGUACGCGCCGACCAUGCUCGAGCUGUACAUCACGACCCGGCCGGCGCUGGAACCGCCGCGGGCUGUGGCCGAAAAGUCGGUCUCGCGCGAGACACCCGAGUUUCUCGCUCAUGCCCGCAAGUGGGAGAAGGCGGUUCGCGGCUCAUCGUCGUUUGGCAACCGCGUCCUCGAAGUCCUCGUCGCCGAUCAGUCGCGCGCCUCAGUCUUUGUCUGCCGCUACAUCCGCCCGAUGGCACCGCCGGCCGAGCUCACCACCGCCAGGCAGAUCCUACGCUACGUCUCGCUCAUUCCGUUCCUCUCUGACUCGGCGGCCUUUGCCGGCCGGCGACACGUGUGGAACACCAUGGACGAGUUCUUCGAGUACGGCGUCGGCGAUGAAGAGGAGCACGCACUCCUCCUCGCCAACUACUUCCUUCAUUCGGGCCUCCGCGCCUACGUCGUCCUCGGCCGUGGCAUUCCCGAGGGCGAGACUGCGUACGUGCUCACCAUUGGCGACGCCGGCCAGGUCCAUCUUUGGAACGCUCACGCCGGCAAGGUCUACUCGGCCCACGACCCGGACAUUCCGCUCCGCUCCAUCGGUAUGGUCUUCAACGAGCACAAUCUCUGGGCAAACAUUCAGGAGGAAGACGCGCCGUGGGUCAUGUCGUACAACAUCCACAACACCUCGCAGUGGAAGCCGUUCUUCACCCGUGCCUUCUCACCUUCGCUCGACACAGUCCAGCCGCCGUCCAUCGACUACGCGCCCGUGCUCCGUGACACCGUCGACGACGUCACCCGCCAGGUCCGCAAGGCCAUCCGCGAGUCGCUCGAAAAGUGGCGUCUUGCCGAAAACCUCUCUAUCCGCUUCAACUCGCAGUGCAACCUUGCGCUUCGCGACCUGCUCGAGCGCUUUGAGCGCCACUACCAGGGCAUCGAGGUUCUCCCGCCCGACGCGCACCGCGCCGAGCUCUCGCGCCUCCUCACCACCUACGACAUCACCGGCUUUCCGGUUCACAUGCCGUUUACUCACGUCGACCCGUUGGUCGAGGCCGUCCGCAACACAGGUGUUCACCUCAACAAGCACCCGCGCUCGCAGUGCGCGCUUGCUGUUUUCGUCCACCCGUACCCCAACAACGUGCUUGCUGUCUGGGUCUACGUCGCCUCGCUCACACCUCGCGAUCUGUAGCAGCCACGUAAAAGGGGCCCUGCUCAUCUCCGGCUCCCCGUCGACGCCACCGACGACCG
Messenger RNA from Thecamonas trahens ATCC 50062, 6569 nucleotides. Its product is annotated as coiled-coil and C2 domain-containing protein 2A. Gene Ontology annotation, biological process: non-motile cilium assembly; GPI anchor biosynthetic process; protein localization to ciliary transition zone. Gene Ontology annotation, molecular function: alpha-1,4-mannosyltransferase activity; GPI mannosyltransferase activity. Gene Ontology annotation, cellular component: ciliary transition zone; membrane. Lineage: Eukaryota; Apusomonadida; Apusomonadidae. The coding region runs from base 1 to 6510 and encodes 2169 amino acids. The record is from RefSeq and is a predicted model, not a curated record. The transcript is spliced from 3 exons.